Messenger RNA from Rotaria sordida, 309 nucleotides. The record is from the annotation of a GenBank genome assembly. NCBI's taxonomy places the organism in Eukaryota, Metazoa, Rotifera, Eurotatoria, Philodinida, Philodinidae.
AUGCUUGUCGCACUGAUCAGCAUCCCUAAAACAACAAUAACAACAACAACAGUGACGGCAACAACAGUGACGACAACAACGGCAACAACACCAACAACAACAACAGCAACGACAACAACAACAACAUCAACGACAACAACAUCAAUGACAUCAACAACAACAUCAACGACAUCAACAACAUCAACGACAUCAACAACAACAUCAACGGCAUCAACAACAACAACAGCGACGACAGUAACAACAACAACAAUAACGACGACAACAACCAAUGAAUUCAUGGGUAAUAGAGUUAUUGUUUGGUGCAGAUAA